CCACAGCGAUGAAGCUCCACACCGCAGCAAUCCUGCUCCUCUUCUGGCUUGCCAUCUUCACUGUGCACACAGUCAAAGGAAGUGCUAGUAGUCAGUCCAUGCAAAAAUUCAGUUGCGCAGUUUUAUCUCCAAAGCGGUUGAACAUCCGAAAUCUUGUGAGCUAUGAAAAGAAACAAGUACCAACAGAAGCCAUCAUGUUUAUCACUGCAGGAGGCAUCAAGAUCUGUGUAAGAGCUAAUCAGAAAUGGGUGGAGACUGCUACAAAGAUAAUAGAUGGAAGACGUGCAGCCAAACGCAAAUAAUCCAAGCAUCCAAGGCCAGACAGCUGACAUCAUCAACA
Messenger RNA from Pseudopodoces humilis (Tibetan ground-tit), 340 nucleotides. RefSeq names its product lymphotactin-like. Gene Ontology annotation, biological process: immune response. Gene Ontology annotation, molecular function: chemokine activity. Gene Ontology annotation, cellular component: extracellular region. Lineage: Eukaryota; Metazoa; Chordata; Aves; Passeriformes; Paridae. The record is from RefSeq and is a predicted model, not a curated record.